Messenger RNA from Ostrea edulis (European flat oyster), 1374 nucleotides. RefSeq names its product receptor-type tyrosine-protein phosphatase C-like. NCBI's taxonomy places the organism in Eukaryota, Metazoa, Mollusca, Bivalvia, Ostreida, Ostreidae. The record is from RefSeq and is a predicted model, not a curated record. The transcript is spliced from 11 exons. Gene Ontology annotation, molecular function: protein tyrosine phosphatase activity. Bases 16 to 1374 code for a protein of 452 amino acids. Gene Ontology annotation, biological process: protein dephosphorylation.
GUUGAUUUCUGGAAAAUGGUGUGGCAAGAAGACAUUAGUGUAAUUGUUUGUCUGACGAACCUCAAAGAGGGAAAUGAGAACAAAUGUGCUCAAUACUGGCCAAAUUCCAGUGACAAGAUAAAGAAAGGCAACAUCAGCAUACGAAACCAGAAAGAAAACAUAUACGCUGACUACGUCAUCAGACACUUCCGCUUGCAAAACAGCGCCGAUAAAGUUGAGCGUGACGUGUGUAUGUUCCACUACACGCAGUGGCCAGACCACGGUGUCCCAGAACCGCUGGCUCUCGUGGUAUUCCAUCGACACGUUCUGAAAACUUCUGUCGAACAUCCAGGGAAGUACACUCUUGUCCACUGCAGCGCAGGGAUUGGUAGGACAGGGACGUACAUAGCAUUGGACGCGCUUAAUAAAGGAGGGGAGAUAACCGGAAAAGUUAAUAUCCGGCAGUAUGUAGAAAACAUGAGAAACAGCCGUGCAAACAUGAUCCAGGGCGACGAUCAAUACAGAGUUGUUUACUUGGCAUUACUUGAAUCAUUCCGAGGAAAAGGAAGGUCUGUAUCAACCAGGACAUUUCUACGAGAAUUCCAGGAUCAUUCCUGUUAUAUCAAUCUCGGAGAAGUAGCCAAUAAAUCACCACUUUCUGCUGAAUUUCAGGACCUGUUGUCCGGAAGACGAGAAUACACACAAGAAGACUACAAAACAGGGCGGCAAAACAUAUCGGCCAAUUAUACACCCAGUGUUCUGCCUGUUGAAAGUUACAUGUGUCCAUUGUCAAACACUAAAGGGAAGAACACCUACUACAACGCAGUUUGCUUACAGUCUUUCACAAGAAAUGAUAAUUUCAUCAGUGCUCAAUAUCCUCUCCCAGAUUACACAGAGGACUUCCUGAGACUUGUGAAGGCUUAUUAUGCACCUACAAUUGUAUCCCUGAGCCCGUUGGUGGAAAUCGAAUCGUCUUCACUUUGGCUUCCUGCUAAAAAUGAAAGCAAAACGGUUGGAGAAUUCACGACUAAAAUGACAGAUUGUACACAAACAACCACAGUCACCAAGACUAGCAUUACUCUGCACCACAAGGGAGCUAGUGGUAUGAGCUUUUGCGUACUGGAAUGUAGAAGAUGGAAAGGAGAAAGCGACUCCUCAAACCGGAGAUUUUUACUUGAUCUCGUCAAUGAAGCGAGGGUGGAGGAAAGGACCCACCCCAAGGGAAGGAUUCUGGUUCUGUCGAGUGAUGGGGCCAAGCGAUGCGGACAAUUUUUGGUUGUAUUCAAUGCUCUGGAACAACUUACCAUGGAUACAGAGGUGGACAUAUUUACAAUCACAAGACAACUCCAAAUCCAACGGCCAGAGUUCAUAUCUUCUUUGGUACGAUUGAAAUAG